AUCUUCAAUUACAGUAGAACCGCGUUAUAACGAAGCGGGAUAUAACGAACUAAUGGAUAUAACGAAGCAAUUGUAAUUCCCCUUGAAAUUCCCAUAGACGCCCAUGUAUUUAAAACCUCGUUUUAACGAAGCGAAAAUUUCCUCACAAUGGAUAUAACGAACCAUUCUUUGUCCACAACGAGCAUUUACUGAUCAUUUUGGUAUACGUGAAUUCAAUAUCUCAUAGCGCGCGACGGUUUACGUCCCAUCACUGCUGCGGUAAUUCAAAACUCGCGCCUUGCGCUCCCCAGGAGCCGCCUGCCAACACGCGCGUGGGUGCGCGUCUCCCUGCCUCCCCUUUCCUCAGGAACUAAUGGACUCGCCCGCGCAGCAACUCGCGCGAGCGUGCGCGUCAGCCGGCCUCCCCUCUCCUGUGGAACUCAUUGACCCACCCGCGCAUCUGACCUCCUCCUCCGACACGAGAUGGACACGAGAUGGACAACGGCAAACGUAAGCGCAAAACUAUAACAAUCGAGCAGAAGUCGGCAAUGCUGAAAGCCGUUGAAUCCGGCGUCAAGAAAAAAAAAGUGGCCGAAGAUUUCGGCGUAUCGUUGAGCACGCUGUCGACGAUCUUAAGCAAGAGAGAAGCUAUUACCGGCGCUGUUGCACGUGGCGUCAAAGGCGACCGAAUGAAGCUGCGAGCCCCCGCCUUCGAAGCUGUCGAGAAGGCGGUGUUCAACUGGUUUUUAGAAAUCAGAGCAAGCGGCACUCCUGUGAGCGGGGCACUUCUGCAGCAGAAGGCAAGGAACUUCGCGUGCAUCAUGGGGCACAAUGAUUUUGUGGCGAGUGACGGCUGGCUGCAGCGCUUCAAGGAGCGCCACGACAUCGUCGGCAGGGCUGUCAGCGGGGAAUCGCUAUCUGUGGACCGCGAAGCUGCAGUGGCGUGGAUCGAGAAGAACAUUGGGCAGCUGCUCGAAAAAUACAGCCCCAGGGAUUUGUUCAACACAGAUGAGACUGCCCUGUUCUAUCAGAUGUUGCCGCAAAAAACCUUGGCCCUCAAAGGUGACCGCUGCCAGGGCAGUAAGCAGAGCAAGGUCCGUGUGACCGUGCUACUUUGUGCGAAUAUGGACGGGUCCGAAAAGGUGCCGGCCCUCGUGAUCGGCAAAAGUGCAUCACCACGAUGCUUCAAAGGAAAGCGGAAACUCCAAGUGAGUUAUGUGUCCAACCGCAAGGCCUGGAUGACAAGAGAGAUCUUCGCACAAUGGCUGCGUGAGUGGGACGAGCGGCUGGGCAAGCAGAACCGCAAGAUAUGCCUCGUCCUGGAUAACUGCGCGGCCCACCACACUACCGUUGUGCUUAAAAACAUUGAACUGUGCUUUUUGCCGCCUAACACUACUGCGGUUGUGCAACCCCUCGAUCAAGGUGUGAUCAUGAACUUUAAGUCGGGCUACCGCAAGCGUGUCAUCGACCGAAUUUUGCUCAAUAUGAGCAUGAAGCGCGAGACAACGAUCGACCUGUACAUGGCGAUCGAGAUGUUACAAGCUGCCUGGAUGGCCGUCACUGCAAGCACGAUCGCCAACUGCUUCCGGCAUGCCUCAUUUGGCGUCAGCAGCGGAGAGCCCAGCGAAGAUCUCGGUGAUGUCGCCAGUGAGGGUGCCGCGGGCGACCAGGCCCAGACGUCGUGGGACGCUCUCCUUGACGCCGGCGUUGUGCCUGACUGCGACACAUUCUGCACGUACGUCGGUGCCGAUGCUGACGCGGUGACAACUGAAGAGUUGUCAGAUGCGGAAAUUGUGCGCGCAGUGACGGGGGUGCAUAAUGACGACAGUGACGAAUGUGUCGACACCCCGGAGCCUAAUGUUGGCGAACCCGACGAACCGACGCCCGCACAAGCGCUGGAUGCGACAGACCUGCUGCGCCGCUUCUUUGGUGCUCACGAUGACGGCGAGGACGGACUCGAAAUAGCGGCUGCAGCUGAAAAAGCAGUCAUCCGCUUGAAGAAGAGUCGGCAAAAGUCUAUUAAGGACUAUUUUUCUUCGAAGUGAUCUGCCAGCUGGUGUGCUGAAUUUGGCGGAAAUAAAGUGCAUUGUUCUUUAUUAUUUUGCUAGUUUUUUGCCUUCUGACGGCCGU
Molecule: messenger RNA, 2109 nt
Organism: Dermacentor silvarum
Lineage: Eukaryota; Metazoa; Arthropoda; Arachnida; Ixodida; Ixodidae
Product: tigger transposable element-derived protein 6
Exons: 1
Coding region: 474-2024 (516 amino acids)
Cellular component (GO): nucleus
Molecular function (GO): DNA binding
Source: RefSeq, a predicted model, not a curated record